Messenger RNA from Bursaphelenchus xylophilus (pine wood nematode), 7662 nucleotides. Lineage: Eukaryota; Metazoa; Nematoda; Chromadorea; Rhabditida; Aphelenchoididae. The record is from the annotation of a GenBank genome assembly.
AUGACUAGUUUUAAGGACGCCGACUUGCUCGAAGCGGACGAGGUAAGUGGAAAGUACGAGUUUUAUGGGAGUCAAAGCAACUCUAAACAUUCUUCCGGUAAUUUUCUAUCCCAAAAGUUCGAUUUGGAGGGUUUUCUUUAUCAAACAUUUCAUUUUUCCCGCCGUUUUUGGCAUUCUGUCGCAUCGGUGUUUUGGUAAUAAAAAAUUUCAAAAUUGUAAAACAAGCUGCAAAAGCAUCGUGCAUUGAUUUGGAAUUGCAAAUGUGAUAUUCGGACAUUAAUCUCAUCGUAUUACACAUAUCACCCAUGAUGAUUUUAGGUCAAGAUCUAUUAUUUUCACCUUGAUCUCCGUGAUUCCCCCAACUUUUAUUCAUGUGAUCACCAAACAAGUCUCUGUUCCCUCAUAUUUCCGUUCAUUUUAACAUUUCCACUUCAAAAAAACCUGGUCCAGGUCGGCCUUUGCCCUGGGGCGAUCUUCUUUAAUAUUCAUAUAUUAUAUUUCCAAAAAACUUUUUUCGAAAUUUCCCCGGAAAAAACGAACAUGGCUCCGUUUGUAUCCAUGGAUUAAAAGCGGCUUCAAACUUGUGGCCCCAAAUUAUUUGGCUCAACUUUUGAUAGCUAAAAUAUAGGAAUGUUGGCGCUGAUAAUCUCGCAUUUUCGGGACGCCGAGACCGAAAAACGAUACUCUGUGGCCAGCACAAAAAUUCAGGAGGAGGAGGUGAGUGGACAAAGGGGGAAGGGUGGCACCGGACCUUGAUUUUGACAUCUAAACCGUCAUCGGUUCAGAUGUCAAGUCUUAUGGCUGUAAAGGUACAAUGUCUAUUCAAGACUCUUAUUCGUUAGCUAUCGUCUUCAUUACCCUUUAUUUUCUGCUGGACCGCCCCGGAUUUUAACAAAAAGACGUACUUGUUGAGUAACAAACAACCGUCGUCGUCAAUCUCGCCUGUAUUUUCAUUCAUAUUCACAGCUGCCUCUUUAGAAUCUUCCAUCGCCAGAAAGUGUUGUUUAGAUGUCGCAUUUGGAGGAUAUGUGCUUGCCAAACGACCUCGAACUGUCUUACAUUCUGUUAUUUUUCUAUUCAACUAAAUAUUAACUUUAUUUCCGAGGUUUUAUUUACCUUUCAUUCUCAUGAUUUUAAACAGUUUUUCGACCUUCCAAGACUAUAAAACUCCGAACCACUAACCCAGUUAGGAACUUUACUCUCUUUUCUUAGCGAGUAAUGGUGCUCAAACAAACAAACCCGAUCCAAAAUAAAUAGUAUACAAAUAUGGGGAUAUUCUUCCUUUCGUAGGGAUUUUUCGUGAUUUCCCGACUGUAAAAUCCGAUUUCCCUGAACGUUUUUUGUCGAAAAUUUUUUUCUUUUUGAAUUUGCGCUUCGAACAUUUGAUCUCAAUGGAAUCGUUGGGGAUUUUGUCUGUAAACAUUGCACGGGGUCAUCAAAUUUACACGGUACACUUUGAUGUCUAGUACAAAAAUUGGGUUUGUUUUAUCCGGGUUUGCAUGGGAAUUCAAGUAGUUUUAGGGCUCUCUUUUGAGAACUGCGAUGACUUUUGCUUUGGUUUUCCGAUUUUUUAUAAAUCUUGCAAAUUUGGUUCGAUGACUAAAUUUUUUUUGCCCAAAACAUCGAACCAUCUAUGUACCCUCCGAUUUAACAUUUUUCUCAAUUUAACAAUACAUUUCUACCCUUUCUUUCAUCGAAUACCAUAAAAAAUCUUCCGAAUUCUUUCCUAUUUUCCUUCAAAAAUUACGGUGUAAAUGCAAUUUGAGUUUAGUUUUUGGCCUCGUAAUCCGUCCCUUAUUCAAUAUUCCAAUUGUUUUUGCCGCUCGAAUAUCGAAUUAUCCAAUUUGGAUCAUAAAUUUGAUCAAUCAUCGACGUAAUUCGAAGGGUUUGCACAAUAAUUUUAGCAUAAAAGCGUUCUUUUUAACUGAAAUUUCGGAUUUUCGAGGCGGAUUCUGAUUGGUAAGGUUGUUUUAAAGUUUCUAGAGUCCAUUUUAGCGAUAUUAGAAAUUUUUUGAAACCCAAAAUUUGAAUGUUUUGAGAUUGUGGUAAAAUUUGCGAAGAAUAAAAAUUUUAAAAUUUAUAAGAGACUGAAGUUUCAAAAAUUGUUUUCUCAAAUGUUUGAUUUAAAAAAUGUAAAAUUAUCUUCUGAUGUGUAAUGGAUUUCCUGCUUCAUGUCUUUGCUAAUUCCUGGUUACAAUAUUCUUUUCAUACGGUGACAUUACACUUGAUAUUUACAAUCUUAGAGCGGGUGAAAUUAGCGAAGUAAUCUCGGCACGUGGCCUCUUUUAUUCGCCGCUUUUUACAAACUUUUCUCUUCAGCAGUACGGCUUUUACUUAAGUAAUUACUUUUAGAGCUUUCUCAAAAACGAUUGACGUCUUUAUGUCCGUAUUUUAGCUAUUUUACCGCCUGUGUUAGGCAUAAAAAUCAAAAACAUGUGAGAAAUCCCAUGUUUAGACGGUAAUUGAAUUUUAUGGGGGUAAAUGCGGACUGUUAAAACGGAUUUUUCUUCGUUUCGCCUCGGGGCACGUGGGUGGGAUUACUUAUCCGGAGGGCCUGCGUAGUGUAAUAUACUUGUUUAUGCAGUCCUCACUUCAAAAGAGGUGUUAUCGAUGGAAUGCGGAGAGAAAGAACAGAGGUUUUACGGGGCUUAAAUCAAAAAAACGACAAUUUUUGAGAUUUUUAUAACUUAUAACAUUAACCUUAUUUUUGCCUUAUUUUUGACCAGAAAAUUCUCAUAGUGACGGAUUUUUUUCGCUUGAAAAAAUCUCCAAAUUUGAGUGAACUCCAAAAGAGCGACCCCUUUUUUAGAGCCCAUUAUCUCCAAAACCCUUUCCAUCCCAAAUUAGGCCCCGUUUAUUUGGCCAUAACAUCUCGAUUCGAGUAAACAGGAUGUGUAUUUUACAUUCUUAGGCCGGACGAACAUACAAAAGUUCAAAAAAUCAAAUCGGAAGCCCCGUUUUGGAUACGUAAUCCGCGUCUUUUGCACCGUUCUUUACUGGCUUCGAUUUCAGCCAUCAUAAAUAAAUCAUCUACCGGCUGGCGUUGAAAGUAUUCCUAAUAUCUCUGAGUAAUUACAGGACCACUUCCUUCCUCUCUACUGGCUAUUCACUUCUUUCCUUUUUAUCGUUUAUAAAAGAGGGCUCUAAACUCUUAAAAAAGCUCAAAAUCUCAGUUUUCAAGUAAAAAGUAGUGUCUAAAGUUUCUAAGAUUGUGGAAAAAAUUGUAAACAGUAAUCUGGCCUGUACAAUUCUCUUUUCUCUUACUUCUUUGCACAAUUCUCAAGUGGUUUUAGCGGCCGAAACGUGCCCCAAAAAAAGAAAGAAUAAGUCUUCAUAUUUGCGGGUAAAGGUUAUAAAGGAUUGCUUGAACCGCAUAAGGUACUACUGUCUAAUUCUCACUUGCUAUUACACGACUGGACUUAUUUUGAAGUCAUCAUUUCUUAUAUUGUACUAGGAAUAAAAUUGAAGUUUGUAUCGUGAUUGCUAAAAUUGUAAUGGUAGAAAUUACUUGUUGAAGCUUGACAAUUAGUUUGAAAACUUUGUAGACGUCUGCAAUUAACCAUAGCAUGGAACUCUAAGUCUCUCGGCCUUUUGUUGUAAGGUCUGAUGAAGUGUAACAUAAUAUCUGCUCCAUAAACUUGCAAAAUUAGCAUCUCUCUGUCUGUCACACUCUGAAACCUCCCAAAAUGCACCGUUCCUCCAAAGCAACUCCCUAUUCUCAACGUCGAACUCUUCGGUUCAAGUCUUUGCCUUCCAAAGAUCCCAAAAGACCUCGUCGAAUGUCCACUUUAUUGCGGCGAAUCUCGACCAAAAAGCGACAAAGCACCGCUCAGGCCUUCGAUCCCAACGACGGCCUGGGCUUUUUCCUGCAGGCACAGGGCUGGCAGAUGGGUCUGGGCGAGAUGAACGACCAGUCGUUUCAGGAUUUGGCCGUCUCCUCACCGCAACGCCGCAAUUGGAAGGGCAUUGUUACAGCGCUGGCGGUGAUCAUGUUCAUCUGCUCAAUGAUCGGUAUUGCUGUCAUGGUACUGACACCGUGUAAGUUGAUGGCAUUUUUAAUGGCAAAAAACAGUCUUAGGAUCUGUGCCAAGAUGUGGGAAUCCUUACAAUUGUUAGAGCCUUGAAUCAUUGUUUUUUCGUUUUAAAAAAGCUCAAAUUUUGAUAACUUCCAUCAUAUUUUAUAUUAUACUUGGCUAAAACUUGUCCGAAAUGCUUCAAAAUGACUUCUAAUCUCUCCUUCUUUCAGUAGACGCGAACGGUGACGGUACCAGACAGCCAAUUUCGUUGAAGGAUGCGAUAGGAUCAGCUAUUUUGGGGCACAUCGAAGCUCUUGAGUGGAUGGACGGAAAUAAGCUCUUGGUGCGGGCCAAUGACCUCGUCGAAGUUGUUGACUUCAGCACGGACACGUGGAAGAACUACACUUUGUUCGACACGGAGGCCCUUGUGAGUUCUGAUUACACAAUUUAUUAUAACGUCAUGCAUGUUGUCAUACCGUAAAAAUCUGACAAGCAUUGAACUGUAGGGUAAUAUAAGUCACGUUUUAGUAUCGGCACGGGAAAGUCAAGUCCACAAAUGUGAUCCAUAACACGCCACAUGUCGAGAUUACCUAUUUCGGAGAGAAAAACGUAUGUUUUGGAUGUUGAUGAUGACGUCUAAUGUUCGGAGCUCAUUUCUGAUGGUGAAUAUUUUAAAUAAUGGAUCGUUUUUAGAAAGAUCCUACGUUUGAGACCUACACAACAAAACGAAUAUACGAUACGAGGACGGGGUGAGCUUUUAAUUUGAUUAUUUUGCCCAAUUAUAUUAUCCAUGACCUUUCAUUUUUUCAGAACUUUCGAGAAUGUGGGACCUCAAAAGACCGGAAGUGAGAGUGUUGAUGCCCUCAAGUUCAAUCCCGAUGGUGCUGGUUAUGUAAGUAAUUACAGUAUACCGAAUUUUUUAUUUCCGAAUUUCGAUUCUGACGCUUUAAAAAUAUUUAUGUGAUAAUAACUAAUUUUAUAACAAAUUUUAGGUGUUUGUGCACAAAUUCAACCUCUACUAUAGACCUGGCUUCAAUUCCGAUGAACUGGUCAACAUCACAACCGAUGGCAACACCGAUUAUCGCCAUGGAAUCACAAAUUGGGCGUAUGGAGAAGAACUGUUUGGUCCCGAUGUGUUCUGGUGGUCGGAUGAUGGCCAGGAAGUGGCAUACAUGACGACUGACCUGAACAAAGUCAAGUCCUACAACAUCAGCUAUUACAUGGGACAGCAAUAUCCGCUGUUGCAGACCCAGCGAUACGCGAAAGCGGGGGUUCGGGAUUUGGAGAAGGUGGAUUUGAAGAUUUGGAACAAAAGGAGUCGGAAGACCGUCAAUUUGACUGUGGAGUUGCCCGAACAGUAAGUCUAAACUACGAGUUGGGUAUUUUUUCUUUUCCUUAUAUGUUUUGAACUUGACAAUUCUUCAAAUUAAGUUCUCAUCGACAAAUUUUCUAAGUGCUGUAGAUCAAAAUCUAGUAUUUUUGAUGACUUGAGCCACAAUGAUGACUAAAAGAUUUAUUUCCAGUCAAAAAACGUAUCUGAUGCACGCUUCGUACGCCACAUUACAUGGUCAGAAUGUCCUCAUCGCGGUGUUUUCGAACCGUUUCCAGGAUGAAGUCUCAUUUACCUUAUGUACAGCAGCUUCUGGCAAAUGUGUUUUGGUAAGAUUUUUGAAUAUUUUUUGUCUAAACCGAAUUUUAAAUCAAAUCGUAUGAAGGAACUGAUUUCCAUAUUUCAGACAUAUCAUCAGAGCUACGAGAUCGGAGAGUUCCAUCAGUACGCCCUUCCGGAGCAUGUUGCGAUUGCCGCUCACACAAAUAAUUCAUUCUUCACGAUUCUCCCCCAUAGAAGGCCGAAUGGUGAUGUAUUCAAUCAAAUUGCAAGGAUCACCGUGCCCGUAAGAAUCGCUAAGACGUUCAUUUAUAUUGAUUUAGAGUCAUUUUGUGCAUGGGAAAGAAAAUUUUUUGGCAAUGGGAGAUCAGGAGGUGGAUUCGAUUGAUAGUUAUGAUGCUGAGACCGAAACUAUGUAAGUACUCAAUCUUCAUUACGAGAUAAUUAGAACAGUAUUAAAUUUUGAUUUAUCAUCAGAAAAUCUUUACAAAAUGAAUAGAAAAUCAAAUUUUUAUAUUAUUCAUGACAAAAGAGCCACCUCUUUUGAUAAAAUUAUGUUUUUUCAGCUAUUUCACGUCCCCAGCCCCGAUCCAUCGCCAACUCCAUCUCUAUGCGACCUCAGCCCUUCCUCAGAACAAUCAACUCCAUGCCACCUGCAUAACUUGUGGCGUCUCGGCCAAUUGUACUUACCAUACCACGACUUUCGCUCCAUCCUCCACAAAAUUCUUUAUGAAUUGCAAAGGAAUCGGGCCCACGACUGUGUAUGUAGCCGAGGUUGAUGCGAAUCGAACAGUGAAGGUCUUGGCCGAAUUCGGCCAAACUUCGGAGCGAGACGAGGAGUUGAUUCGGAAGAAAUUCCCGACAGUUCACUUCGAAAACGUCACUCUGGCCAAUGGAUUUGGUAAGUCGGCUUCCUGAAGUUUAUCUUGGAUCAUUCGGCUACAAGACUAAGAGAUUUUCGCUUUCAGAAGUCUACACUCGAAUGUUUUUGCCGCACGGAGUCUCGUUGAAUUCGGUUGGCAAACGGUACCCAGUCUUGGUCUACGUCUACGGAGGGCCGAAUAGUCAUCAAGUCCAUGAAGAAUGGCUCCCAGAAAUGCCGGUGGAUGUCUAUUUCAGCUCGACGUUGGAGUACGUGAUCAUCAAUAUUGAUGGGAGAGGCUCGGGGAAUGCGGGAUGGAGAAGAAGACAGCCCAUGUAUGGGCAUUUGGGAACGGUGGAAGUGGAUGAUCAGAUCGAGGCGACCAAGUAAGGAGAAGAUUUUCUGCACGGUGCGAUAAAAAAAAAUAUGUUUCCAAAAACAAUCGGAAAUUAAAUUAAACUUAAUUUCAGACUUCUGCUAAAGAAACACAAGUUCCUGGACAAGAAACGAGUGGGGAUGUGGGGCUGGUCCUACGGUGGAUUUGUCACCGCUCAUGCCAUCGCUCGCGAUAAUGAUCACGUCUUCAAAUGCGCUGCUAUGAUCGCCCCGGUCGUAAACUUCAAGAUGUAUGGUGAGUACAAUUCUGGUGACUCCAAUUUUUUUCGCAUUUUCGAUUGAUUAAAAGAGAUCCAUUUAUUGUAUUUUAUAUUGUUUUAGACGCGAUUUAUACUGAACGUUACAUGGGAAAUGCAACACAACACGCGUAUGAUCUCACAAAUGUAGCGACAAAUGUGACAAACUUCCACUUCGUGCGGAGUUUGCUUAUCCAUGGUCUUGCUGACGGUACGUGUGUUUUUUGCACAGUGCGUUCAGCUGUUUUCAGCAUUUUCCCCGAUCAUCAUAAUAUUAAUAUAUUUCUUCUUCAGAUAACGUCCAUUUCCAAAACACUGCCGAGCUGAUCAAUGCUUUUGUCCGAGAAAACGUUCAGUUCGAACUUAUGGUCAGUUGUCUUCCACUUGAUGACCAAGUACAACAUAUACUUACUCCAAAAUAGAUGCUGAUUUUUCAAUUUUCAGGUCUAUCCCGACGAAAUGCACUCGCUGAAGGGAGUCCGCCCCCAUCUAUUCGAGAUGCUGAUAGGCUUCUUCAAGAGCUGUAUGGACGACGUCAUCUAG